Paracoccidioides brasiliensis Pb18 is the source of this 762-nucleotide messenger RNA. Its product is annotated as eukaryotic translation initiation factor 3 subunit K. Gene Ontology annotation, molecular function: ribosome binding; translation initiation factor activity. Gene Ontology annotation, biological process: regulation of translational initiation. Gene Ontology annotation, cellular component: cytoplasm; eukaryotic translation initiation factor 3 complex. The record is from RefSeq and is a predicted model, not a curated record. The transcript is spliced from 2 exons. Bases 1 to 762 code for a protein of 253 amino acids.
AUGGCUGUGUUCGACAAGUGCAAAACGAGGCCGCAACAUAUUGAAGCCAUUCUCAAUGGUUUGGACAGAUAUAACCCAGAGACCACCACCAUCUUCCAAGAUUAUGUCGUGCAGCAGUGCGAGGACAGGACAUUCGACGCCUAUGCCAACUUGGCACUGCUGAAACUCUACCAAUUCAAUCCUCAUCUCCUCCAUACCGAAACAACAACCAACAUUCUCGCCAAAGCGUUAACCGUAUUCCCCUCACCCGCCUUUUCUCUAUCUCUCGCUCUCCUCCCAGCGCACACACAGCCAUUUGCCUCAUCAAAAACAUCGUCCCUCCCCAUGCAAACGUCUGAUUUUGUCGAAUCUGUCCAAAAGCUCUCCCGCCUCAACACCCUCCUUGAAUCCGCACAAUACCCCCACUUCUGGUCAACCCUCAAUUCCGAUGAUCUGUAUGCGGAUUUAGUUGCCGAUGUUUCAGGGUUUGAAGAGCUAGUGCGCGUUCGCAUCGCUGUCGAAGUUGGCAAAGCAUUCCGUGAAAUAAGCGCUGACAUUCUGGCUCAAUGGCUUGACUUGCAUGGAUUGGAAAGUUUGGAGAAAUUCGUCGUUGAUGUUUGCGGGUGGGAAUUGGACAAGAGCGCGGGACCAGAUCUCAAGAGUAUAGUCGCUAGAGUCCCCAGGAAUAAGGAGAAUGAAGCCAGAGGAGAGAUUAAGGGAGAGAAAGUGGGUAUAGAGAUGUUUGGCCGAGUUCUUCGGAGAGGUUUCGAACAACCCGUAUGA